Gorilla gorilla gorilla (western lowland gorilla) is the source of this 1812-nucleotide messenger RNA. RefSeq names its product IGF like family member 4 (gene IGFL4). The record is from RefSeq and is a predicted model, not a curated record. Bases 1074 to 1475 code for a protein of 133 amino acids. Gene Ontology annotation, molecular function: signaling receptor binding. NCBI's taxonomy places the organism in Eukaryota, Metazoa, Chordata, Mammalia, Primates, Hominidae. The transcript is spliced from 4 exons.
AAAAUACAAAAAAAUUAGCCAGGCCAGGAGGUGCCUGCCUGUAGUCCCAGCUACUCAAGAGGCUGAGGUGGGAGGAUGGCUUCAACUUGGGGGGCAAAGGUUACAGUGAGCCAAGAUAGCACCAUUGCCCUCCAGCCUGGGAGACAGAGAGAUACGGUGUCUCAAAAAAAAAAAAAAAAAAGAGAGAGAGAGAGAGGAGGGAGGAGGAAGAGAUUCUAGAGACUCUCUACUAACAAUGCACUUUUACAAAGCUCUAAUACCUGUGCCUUAUCCUUCUUUCACCCUCCCACCCUUCUCACUGUGACACAGGGAAGAAACCAGUAGAAAAUGGAGGGGCAUGCUCUAAUAAUACCCCACAUGUAAUCCCAUCACACAGUGAGACACACAAGAGCAUUUUCUUGGACAAGGCACUCCACAAACCAAAAAAAAAAAAAAAAAAAGGUGCUGCUUUCCUAUCUGUUCUAUGAAUCCCAGAGAUCCAUCCUACCACCGCCUAUUUUUGUUGUUGUUGUUCUCCCUGGCACAGUUUUGCAGCCCCUGCUGUUCUUCUAGAUUAUGCUGCAACUUCACAAAUUCUCCUACGUGACUCUGAAAAAUUAUAGACAGUGCAGGUCUGCAGGUGAACUGAGACGGGGAGUAGAGGGACUCCUUGAAACUUCAGGGUGGAGGAAUAUGGGGAGCCUAGAGACAGCCGGUGUUUGGUGAGUAAUUUGAUCUUAGAUAAGCAAGAGUUAAGGAAUAUCUUCCAAGUGGUUUUCCCUUGGGCGGUGUUCAAAGAAAGACACUCAGCAGAGUCAAAGCUUAGAUAGCUUCCUGGGUAGCCUUUACCCUGAGGAUCUGAAGGGUCUGAGGAGGCAGCAACCACUUGGAACAGGUCCAGAAGCAUCUCAUUAAGCUUUUGAUGAAUUACUUAUGUUCCCUGCAGCUCUUUUUGCCUGACUCUUCCCAAGAAACCACUCCUUCUGCACACCUCCCUAAAUGUCGGUAAGUUCAUAUCCUAUAUAAGCCCCUAUGUAAAGUCACUGACCCAUUUCCACUGCUGCUCUCUCGUCCGCUGCUCUGAAGCCUCAACCAUGGUGCCCAGAAUUUUUGCUGCCAUCUUCAUUUUUGAACUGGGUUCAAACUCAGAAGGAGUCACAGCCCAUCCAGCCCCGACUCUUCCAGAUCCUAGACUGUGGCUAUGCCAGCCAGCGCCCAGGUGCGGGGAGUGGACCUACAACCCCUUGGAGCAGUGCUGUGAUGACGGUGUCAUCCUAGACUUGAACCAGACCCGGCUCUGCGGCUCCAGCUGCACCUUCUGGCCCUGCUUCCAGCACUGCUGCCUGGAGUCUUUGGGCUCUCAGAACCAGACAGUUGUGAGGUUCAAGGUCCCAGGCAUGAAGCCAGAUUGCAAGUCCUCCCCUAUCACCAGGAUCUGUGCCCAGGUGGACACCAGGGAGGAGACCCCAGCGGCGCAGUGCAGAUCCUCCUCCUGAGCCCCAGGAACCUAGCACCCUCAGCAAGGUCGGCACAGUGGCUUCGCCAGUGGCUGGGACCCUGAAGAGAGCACCACUCCCACUUCCCAGCUCGGGCCCCCAAAUCAUGGCCCCAGAUCUGCAUCAGGCCCCUUUAUCCCACCAUAAAAACUAGAAACAAGCUAUCUGUGAAAAUGCUUUGUGAUGUGCCUGAAGGCACUGCUCUCCCACUGCGCUGCUCCCCCGCUACAGGCGACCCAGCCCAAUCCCAUGGUGCCAGCCCCCAAGACUGCAGCUGUGGAGGUGCUGUCCACCUCCUUCCUGCACCCUCCCUGCAGUGGCCAGCGUGAUGGCAGCG